Messenger RNA from Dibothriocephalus latus, 369 nucleotides. NCBI's taxonomy places the organism in Eukaryota, Metazoa, Platyhelminthes, Cestoda, Diphyllobothriidea, Diphyllobothriidae. The record is from the annotation of a GenBank genome assembly.
AUGACGAGAACUGUCACUGUCCUCGGGAUGCGACUCACCAAUAAAUUGGAUCUUGGUUUGGAUGUAAAAACAAAGCUCAUUACGGUCGAUGACAAUCCAGUUCUCCUCCAACUUUGGGACACAGCUGGACAGGAAAGGUUCAGAAGUAUUGUCGCGUCCUUCUACAGAAAGGCGGAUGGGAUCCUACUGCUUUACGAUUGCACGGCGGAAAGAUCUUUCACAAACAUCCGAAAUUGGAUCUCAGUAAUACGGGUUGUUUACCGUAUUCUCAGUAGCAUCAUACUGAGCCGAAUUUUCGCUUACUACCUGGCUACAUCAUCCAUCGAUUCCGCUGUUCUCCUGUAUCAUGGCGACUUUAUGCUCUCCUAG